AUGGUCGCUGAUUCGUCCGACAACAACCCGAAGGGCAACGGCGGUGCGGAGAAGAAGAAGGAGCGCACCGCGGGCCAAUUCUUCCAUGUGGGAGACAAGGGGGAGCAAGGAGACGCCUCUGCCAAAGUUGGAGCAGAGCUGCACCCCCUAGACUAUUGGGUGUUGGACACAGGCGCUGCUUGGACGAUGACGCCGCGCAAGGACCUGCUGGACGAAGUACGAGCUGCACCGAUCAAUGAAGUGUGCUCCGCCUCUGGACACAUGUUGAAGGUGGCUGGUGCGGGACGAGCUGCGUUUAAGGGAGCGGAUGGCAAGCCGGUGGUGCUGCACGACGUUCUCUUCGUCCCCGACCUGAAGGCCAACCUUAUCUCCCUCCGUAAGCUUGGCAAGGCUGGGGUGAACACCAACACGGAUGGGGCACGCACUUAUAAGGGGAAGCUGGGCAAUCGGGUGCUUUGGGAUCUGCACGAGAGCAAGGACGUGUACAGAUCUAUGUGGCAGCUGCCGGCCCUGGCGUGGCAUGGUGGGGGGCAGGCUGGAGAGGGAUCUGGGGAGACAGAUUGGGCAACGGCACACCGGCGCUUAGGGCAUGUGGCAAUGCCUUUGCUGAAGCAGCUGGAGAAGGAUGGAGCCGUUAAGGGUCUGAAGCUGAACGGACAGCCACCCGAUGACAACUGUGAAAUCUGUUUGCUUUCAAAGUUCACCCGUUUCCCUUUCCAUAGUGUGGCUGGCAGGAGCAAGAAGCCUUUGGAGCUGGUCCACAUGGACUUGGUGGGGCCGCUGCCGGUGCAAGGGCACAAGGGGGAGCGGUAUUUUCUUACAAUUGUGGAUGACUGGAGCAGGCUGAUGUGGGCGUAUCCGCUGAAGCAGAAGGACCACGCCGCCUCCACGAUACGGGACGAUUGGCUGCCAUUCGUGGAGAAGCAGGCGGAGUGUGUAGUGAAGCGGAUUAGGACAGACCGGGGUGGUGAGUUCCUUGGAGCUGAAAUGACGGCCUGGCUCAAGAAGCAGGGCAUCCAGAGAGAGCUGACCACGGCUUAUACCCCACAGUCCAAUGGUGUAGCAGAACGGGCAAAUCGGACCAUUCUGGAGACAGCUAGGGCGCUGCUCAUAGAAUCUGGGCUGAGCAAUUCUAUGUGGCCUCAUGCUGUCCGGCACGCCACUGUCGCUAGGAACAGGGUGCUCACCAAGGUUGGGGAUGACUCGUGGGUGCCGUUGGAGAGGUGGCUUGGGAGGAAGCCGCCGGUGGACAUGCUGAGGGUGUUCGGUUGCAUGGCAGUCGCCCACGUCCCCAAGACCUACCGCAGUAAGUUGGGGGCGAGUGCAAUCUGGUGUGUGCAUUUGGGGCUGGCUGCUGAGAGCAAGGGAUGGCUGCUGUGGGAACCAUCCAAGGGUGUGUUGUUUGACAGCAGGGAUGUGAAAUUCAUUGAGGGCAUGAUGUAUGGGAGCUGGGAGAAACAGCCGGAGGCAAGGGUGUCCCAGCAGAUGGAGCAGAUCACCAUGCAGCUGGACCUGACUCCUAGUGUGUGGGAGGAGGGAGAGGAGGCAGCUGCUGGAAAUGGUGAUGGAGAGAAGGUACAGGAGGCAUCUGCUGGUGGAGAAAAUGGUGUGGAAACUGGCGGCAGCACUAGUGGAGCUGCUGGACCCGAGGGAGGAGAGAAGCAGCAGGGAAAAACUAAGAAGCCGAAGGGUGUCGUUAUGAAGGGAUGGGAGACACCCGUCUCCAGGCCAGGACGUACCCGUAUGGCUACUAAGAAGCUGACUGCAGGAACUGAUGCAGCAGAGCAGCAGCUAGGGACCGAAGAGGCAUUGCUGAUUCUACCUCAUGGCUAUGACCCGGAUGAGGAGGAUGAGCCUGCGUACUGUUUUCUUGCCCCUGCACCAGAGGAACCAGCUAGCAUGGAGGAGGCAUUAGCUGGACCAGAUAGGGACAAGUGGCUGGCUUCUAGGGAUGCUGAGUACCAGAGUCUGCUGGAGAAUAGGACAUGGGAUCUGGUGGUGCUGCCUGAUGGGAAGAAAGCGAUACAAUGCAAGUGGGUGCUGAGGAUCAAGACCGAUGACAAGGGGCAGGUCACCAUCUACAAGAGUAGGCUGGUGGCGAAGGGGUUUAUGCAGAAGGAGAAGCAGGACUUCAACGAGAUCUUUGCUCCCACUGCCAAACCCCCUACCCUCCGUGUCUUGUUGGCAGAUGCAGCUGUUAGUGGGAAAUUCAUCAUUCAGAUGGAUAUUUCAACGGCGAUCCUGAAUGGGAUUUUAGAGGAGGAUGUGUACAUGACGCAGCCGCCUGGGUAUGAGGAUGGUACGGGCAGGGUGUGCAAGCUCAACAAGUCCAUCUACGGCUUGAAGCAGGCGCCACGCUGCUGGUACCAGAAGUUGGCAGCUGUUUUAGAGGAGAUGGGAUUCAGGACCAGCAGCUGUGAUGAGAGCCUCUUUCUCAAGGGCGAGGGGGAGAAGCUGGUGCUGUUUCUGGUCUAUGUGGACGACAUUCUUCUCUUCAGCAGCAGCAUGAAGGAGAUCCAGAAAGUGCAGCAGCAACUGAUGGAAAACUUCAAGUGCAAGAACCUUGGGGAGGUAAAGUACUACCUCGGGAUGCACGUGGAGAGGGAUCCAGAUCACAGGUGGUUGAAGCUGCACCAGGAGAAGUUCAUCAAGGAGCUGGGGGAGAAGUAUGGGAUUGAGAAUGAGCGCAAGGUUGCAACUCCCCUGCCAGCAGAAUUCAAGCUUGUGAAGGCUGCAGAGGAUGAAGGGGUUGAAGCUGAAGAGCAGCAGCAAUUUCAGUCCUUGGUGGGCAGCCUCUUGUACGCAGCAGUUCACACGAGGCCCGACAUCUCUUUCUCGGUUGGGCAGCUGGCUAGGGUGGUGCAGAAUCCAUCAGAGGAGCAGGUGGAUGCAGCUGAGCGUGUGGUGAAGUACCUGAACUCUCACCCAAGCAUUGGAGUUCAAUACUCCGCAUCUGCACAGGUGAAGCAGAAAGGGGUGGAGGUGCUGAAAGAGAAGGGGGAGAGGCUUGGAGAAGGCAAGCUAUUUCUCACUUGCUUUACCGAUGCUACGUGGGCUUCUGAGAAGGAGGAUUCCUCAUCUGUGGGAGGAUACAUCUGCGUAGUUGGGGGAGGACCUGUUAGUUGGAGGUCCAAGAAGCAGACGGAGACGGCACUCUCUUCCGUAGAAUCAGAGUACAUGGCGAUGUUCCAUGGGGUGAAGGAGGUGAUUUGGCUGAGGAGGCUGUUAGAGGAGAUUGGCCAGGAGCAGAAAGUUGCUACGCCGCUGUUUUGUGAUAGCAAGGGGGCUCUUGGGAUGGCCAGAAACGCUGUGCUUCAUGGGCUGAACAAGCACAUGCGUAUCAAGUGGCACUGGCUGCGUAAGGAGGUGAAGAGGGGGACGGUGCAUCCGAUCUACAUCAAGACUCACCAGCAGCCAGCAGACUUUCUCACCAAGAGGCUUGCGGAUGAGCCUCAUUGGCGUUGUGUGCGCAUGAGUGGAAUGAGCAUGAACUAG
Messenger RNA from Closterium sp. Yama58-4, 3495 nucleotides. The record is from the annotation of a GenBank genome assembly. Lineage: Eukaryota; Viridiplantae; Streptophyta; Zygnematophyceae; Desmidiales; Closteriaceae.